This is a messenger RNA of Mesitornis unicolor (brown roatelo), 569 nucleotides long. It is a transcript of the gene DFFB, whose product is annotated as DNA fragmentation factor, 40kDa, beta polypeptide (caspase-activated DNase). Gene Ontology annotation, molecular function: DNA endonuclease activity. Gene Ontology annotation, cellular component: nucleus; cytoplasm. Gene Ontology annotation, biological process: apoptotic DNA fragmentation. The transcript has 4 exons. The record is from RefSeq and is a predicted model, not a curated record. The annotation marks the transcript as partial. Lineage: Eukaryota; Metazoa; Chordata; Aves; Mesitornithiformes; Mesitornithidae.
GUCUAGAGUCUCGUUUCAAGAAAAAAUCAAGCUACAUGCGCUACAGCUGUGAAAGCAGAAUACGAAGCUACAUGAAAGAGGUUAGUGGGUUCAUGCCAAACGUUCAUCCUUCAGCCAGAGAUGCAUAUAAAGGGGUAGUCGACCUGAUGGCAGAGAAGCUGAAGUCCGUGAAGUACAACGGCUGCUACUUUGACAGGCAGGAGGAGGAGGCAGCGCGCCUGUGCACCGCCGAGGGCUGGUUCUCCUGCCAGGGCCCUUUCGACAGAGACGCCUGCCCCUGUAAGCACUCCAUCAACCCCUACAGCAACCGGGAGAGCAGGAUCCUCUUCAGCACCUGGAAUCUCGACCACAUAAUAGAGAAGAAACGUGCUGUUGUCCCCGAACUGGCAGAAGCUGUCAAAACACGAGACGGAAGAGAAGUGAACUGGGAAUACUUCUAUCAGCUGCUGUUUACCGUGGAUAAUUUAAAACUCGUACACAUUGCUUGCCAUAAGAAAACCACUCAUCACCUCAGCUGUGACAAAACGAAAAUCUACAGGAAAAGGAAGCAAAACCACAAGAUUUUGUAG